Molecule: messenger RNA, 4071 nt
Organism: Peromyscus californicus insignis
Lineage: Eukaryota; Metazoa; Chordata; Mammalia; Rodentia; Cricetidae
Gene: Epc1
Product: enhancer of polycomb homolog 1
Exons: 15
Coding region: 290-2779 (829 amino acids)
Biological process (GO): regulation of transcription by RNA polymerase II
Cellular component (GO): piccolo histone acetyltransferase complex
Source: RefSeq, a predicted model, not a curated record
GCUGCGCGAUGCAGUGUGGGGAAUGGCUGGGGUUGGCUGAAGAGCGCACAGUGGAGUUUUAAUGUCCGCCAUGUUGGCCAUGGCGUAUUGAAGAGAGCGAGUGAGCGAGGCGCGGAGCGGCACAGCCUCCCACCCUCCCGGCUGGUGUCAGGGCCCGGACGGCGGGCUUUGCGCUCCGCCCCCAAGUCCCCGGCAGCGGCAGGCGAGUGGAGACCGAAACCCCGGUUCUCCAUGAUCCCGCUGGCCGGGGCCGUUUCCCCAGAGCGGAGAGGUAUCUGCUGCGCCUGAGAUGAGUAAACUGUCGUUUCGGGCGCGGGCGCUGGACGCCUCGAAGCCGCUGCCGGUCUUCCGCUGUGAGGAUCUGCCCGACCUGCACGAAUACGCCUCGAUAAACCGGGCCGUGCCGCAGAUGCCCACCGGAAUGGAGAAGGAAGAGGAGUCGGAACACCAUCUUCAGCGGGCUAUCUCUGCACAGCAGGUGUACGGCGAGAAGCGGGAUAAUAUGGUUAUUCCAGUUCCCGAGGCAGAAAGUAACAUCGCUUACUAUGAGUCCAUAUACCCUGGGGAGUUCAAGAUGCCAAAGCAGCUCAUUCACAUACAGCCUUUUAGUCUGGACGCUGAGCAGCCUGACUAUGAUCUGGAUUCUGAAGAUGAAGUGUUUGUGAAUAAACUGAAGAAGAAAAUGGACAUCUGUCCAUUGCAGUUUGAGGAGAUGAUUGACCGUCUAGAAAAAGGCAGUGGUCAACAGCCAGUCAGUCUGCAGGAAGCCAAACUACUGCUAAAAGAAGAUGAUGAGUUAAUUAGAGAAGUUUAUGAAUACUGGAUUAAAAAGAGGAAAAACUGUCGAGGGCCAUCACUUAUCCCAUCGGUCAAACAAGAAAAGCGAGAUGGCUCCAGCACAAAUGAUCCUUACGUGGCUUUUAGAAGGCGGACUGAGAAAAUGCAAACCCGAAAAAACCGCAAAAAUGAUGAAGCCUCAUAUGAAAAGAUGCUUAAGCUGCGUCGGGAUCUGAGCCGGGCUGUGACUAUCCUGGAGAUGAUCAAGAGGAGAGAGAAGAGCAAGCGGGAGCUGCUGCACCUAACACUGGAGAUCAUGGAAAAGAGGUAUAAUUUAGGUGACUACAGUGGAGAGAUCAUGUCUGAGGUCAUGGCACAGAGGCAGCCAGUGAAGCCUGCUUACGCCAUCCCCAUCAUCCCUAUCACUAACAGCAGUCAGUUCAAACACCAGGAAGUCACGGAUGUGAAGGAGUUCAAAGGUCAUAAGCAGGAGAAAGCCGACCUUACUCGACCCAAGCGCAAAUAUGAGAAGAAGCCCAAAGUCUUACCGCCGUCGGCCGCUGCUCCUCAGCAGCCGAGCCCUGCUGCACUGCCCGUGUUCAGUGCUAAAGACUUAAACCAGUACGACUUCCCCAGCUCAGACGAAGAGCCUCUGUCCCAGGUUUUGUCUGGCUCUUCGGAAGCUGAGGAAGAGAAUGACCCUGACGGCCCUUUUGCUUUCCGUAGGAAAGCAGCCUGUCAGUACUAUGCUCCUCAUUUAGACCAAACUGGCAAUUGGCCCUGGACUAGCCCUAAAGAUGGAGGAUUGGGGGAUGUUCGCUAUAGAUACUGCUUAACAACUCUCACCGUACCCCAGAGGUGUCUUGGAUUUGCACGAAGACGGGUUGGGCGUGGUGGAAGGGUCCUGCUGGACAGAGCGCAUUCAGACUAUGACAGUAUGUUUCACCACCUGGAUUUGGACAUGCUUUCCUCACCACAACCUUCUCCAGUCAAUCAGUUUGCCAAUACCUCAGAAACCAAUACCUCGGACAGAUCUUCCUCUAAAGACCUCAGUCAGAUACUAGUCGAUAUCAAAUCAUGUAGAUGGCGGCACUUUAGGCCUCGGACAUCAUCCCUACAUGACAGUGACAGCGAUGAACUCUCCAGUAGAAAAUUACAUAGGAGUAUAAAUCGGACAGGAACAGCACAGCCUGGGACCCACACAUGCAGUACCUCCACGCAGAGUAAAAGUAGCAGUGGCUCCGCACACUGUGGCCUGUUAGAAUCAGAAGUUGCUGACUCGAGGAUAUGUUUUAAAACAGCAUUUACAGCCGAACAAUACCAGCAACACCAGCAGCAACUGGCGCUCAUGCAGCAGCAGCAGCUUGCGCAAACUCAGCAACAGCAAGCAAAUAGUAAUUCCUCCGCCGCCGCCGCGCCACAGGGUUUUGUCUCUAAGACUCUGGAUUCUGCUAGUGCGCAAUUUGCUGCUUCUGCUUUGAUGACGUCAGAACAGCUGAUGGGAUUCAAGAUGAAGGAUGAUGUGGUGCUUGGGAUUGGGGUGAAUGGCGUCCUUCCAGCCUCAGGAGUGUACAAGGGCUUACACCUCAGUAGCACUACACCAACAGCGCUUGUACAUACGAGUCCGUCGACAGCAGGUUCAACUUUGUUACAGCCUUCAAAUAUUACACAGACUUCCGGCUCCCACAGUGCGCUGAGUCAUCAAGUAACUGCUGCCAAUUCUGCGACAACUCAGGUUCUGUUUGGGAACAACAUUCGAUUAACUGUCCCUUCAUCGGUCCCCACUGUAAACUCUAUCGCCCCAAUAAACGCACGACAUAUACCUAGGACUUUAAGUGCUGUUCCGUCAUCUGCCUUAAAGCUGGCUGCCGCGGCAAACUGUCAAGUUUCCAAGGUCCCCUCCUCAUCCUCUGUAGAUUCCGUUCCAAGGGAAAAUCAUGACUCGGAAAAGCCAGCACUGAACAGUAUAGCCGACAACACGGUAGCGAUGGAGGUGACGUAGCUUCUUCCUGGGAACAGGACUGCAGCCUGGGGACACGAUCAGGUGCUAUGCAUCAGAGGCGUUGGAACGCAGGGGAGGAUGGAAUGCACACAUGCGUUUCCAUGGCAGCUGUGGGGACUCGGCAGCACUGCGCAUCUCUCAUGCUUCAACUUUUCUUUUCUUACUGUUAAUAGGAAAAAAAAUCAACAUCUGUAAAUUAAGAAUACAGCAAUUAUCUGUAUAGUACUGCAUAUUUGUAAUACCCUUGUAUAUAUGUUACUUGAAUACAGAAAUGUUCAUUUGUGAUGCUUUGCACUUGGGGGCGGGGGGGUGGGGAAUAAACUGCAACCAGAGUGUGAGCUGUGAGCUGUGUAGCUGGUGUCAUCACAUCAUGUGCAUGGUGCGGAACCUGCUGUCUAUUUAUUGUGCCGUGUUUACAGGUUUUGUACACUGUACCCUCAUUGGUUCCUGUGCUGUAGUAAGUGUGUUAGGUAGCUGUGGACUCCUUGGUAUUUUGUAAAUGGUAUAACAUAACUUGGUUCCCUCUGGGUCCUUGAGUUUUCUGUGUAUCAUGUGAAAAAAAAAAAAUGGUGACAUACAUACAGAAUUUUACAAAAAAAAAAAAAAAGGCACCAGUUUUUUUUAAAAUGGGGAAUGUACUGUUCAAUGGGGAUCUUCUGGUCUUCUACCAUUAGGACGCGCAACAAGCUAAAAAUGAAGUCUCUUGACCCUCCCGUCCCCGCCCACCCGCCCGCCCGCCUGCAAGCUUGGGCGCCCGGUACUUAAAGCACUAAUGUUACGUUGCUGCUCUGCAAACAGUCCAGUCGUCCCAUUUCCUCCCACCAAAAGUGUUAAAUCAAGUACGCAAACGGAGUCCUUACAACUGGAGUUUAUGUUGUCUUGCCCUUUUUUUAGCACAAAAAGAUGUACUUUUUUAUUGUGGAAUCGUUUAAAGACUUCAUUCUUUACUUGUUCUUACAGAAAGGAUAUAGGGGAGAAGAAUGCAGUAAUUGCUGUCCGUGUAUCGUCAUUCCAGUGUGUAAAACAGCCAGCCAGCUUUUUCCUUUUAAGAUUCUCCAGAAGGCUGCGAGGCCAGAGCCACAAAUAUCGGGUGCCUUCCUUUGGAAAUAUUUGACCUCUCUUCUGUGAAGAGAACGGUACUUACCAGACUACUACUAGUGCUUUGUCAGUACCGGAGUCUGAAUGCCCAGUCCAAUGGCAUACGUUAUCCUUAAGGUUUUUAAUCCCACCUGGAAACAUUGUGAUAGAAUUCUCACAAAAUAAACCCAGGGCAUUACAUGUUGACAAACUAA